Messenger RNA from Closterium sp. Naga37s-1, 882 nucleotides. NCBI's taxonomy places the organism in Eukaryota, Viridiplantae, Streptophyta, Zygnematophyceae, Desmidiales, Closteriaceae. The record is from the annotation of a GenBank genome assembly.
AUGGACCAACCCUGCGACACAGACCAAGGGGCUGUUGGGAAGACGGGAGAAGUAGAUGGAGCAAUGAAGAAUGUGGAUCAGGAAGGAGACGAUGGGGCCAGAGAGAGGGAAACGGAUGGAGCAGGGGAGAGUAGAGGGGAUGGGGCAGGAGAGGCAGAAGGGGAUGGUGCAGGUGAGAGUGGAGGGGAUCUGGAAGGAGAGGCGAAAGAGGGUGGCGCAGAGGGGAGCGGGGGUUGUAAGCAGGCUGCAGGUGCGACCAGUGCUGUCAAUCAGAAUGCGAAUCAGGUAAAAAUGGAUGGAUGCAAGAUGGUUGUCGAGACAGCAGGAGAGGAGGUUAAUGGUGGGAGUAACACUAGUGAUUAUCACCUUGUCUGUAUCUCUGGGGAAGUGGGUACUGGACAUACUGGAAACGGGAUGAAGUGGGCCAGAACAGGGAAUGAGCAAGUGGGGUUGGAGAGUGCCGUUGUGCCAUCCUUUGACCUCAACUGUAUGCCUCCUGGGAGUUGUGGUGAUGUCGACAGUUAUGGUGAUGGGUACGGUGGUGGUGGUGAUGGUGAUGGUGGUGGUGUUGGUGGUGAUGAUAGCUGCUUUGGCUUGCAUGAGGACUUGGAAGCACAGAAACUGGUCCAGAAGCAGCCACAGCCGCAGCAGCAGCAGCAGCAGCAGCAGCAGCAGCAGCAGCAGCAGCAGCAGCAGCAGCAGCAGCAGCAGCAGCAGCAGCAGCAGCAGCAGCAGCAGCAGCAGCAGCAGCAGCAGCAGCAGCAGCAGCAGCAGCAGCAGCCGCAGCAGGCGGUGAAUGGUGACACCACCCAAGCGACGUUAGCAGCACCUGCUGCCUCCCUGUUUGAAGCGUAUUUGAUCAUUCAAUCCGUUUUGGUGUGA